UAUCGAUAUAUCGCCCAGUCCUAGUUGUUGCAGAAGCUUAAGAGCCACCAGUCGGUUCCAGCUCAGGUUUUAUACUGUUAACUCUUUCAAAAGCGUUAGCAUCAUUAGCAUAGCCUCUGGGUGCAACGUUGAGAGCUUUGUGCAGUCAAUUGUUAUGCUCUGAAGUGCAUGCACAGCAACUUAAAGGUACACUUUCUAUUUAUUCACUUAAAUUAUUUUUUAAAUUUACAUAUCUGGAACAACUCAAUGAUAAAACUGUCAAUGCAAAUUUUAGUCGCCUUUGUCAUACCAGCGAAUAUUGCCCAAAUAAUUAAUAUAUUGUAAUUAAACCUGUGAUUUACACCCCUACUUAUUAUUAGCAUGCAAGGUUCUCUUACAUCAGAACUAGUUGAAAAAAAAAAAAAAGACAAAAGAGCACAAAUUUAACAGCUGAUUUUCUAAAUGGGCUGUAGUAUGACUCUAAAGAAGUCUUUUUAGGUCAUGACUUGUCCUUCGGGACUGCGUUUCAUUAAGCCUUAAACCUGGCAGCAGCUCCGAGCAGACCUAUAAGAUCCAGUUUGCAGUAUGCACACAUGCAGGCUCAUUGGCUGCAGGCGGGUUGACACAGUUUCGCUGCUUCACUGCCUCAUGCAGCUGUAGCGGGUGCUCGGAGCCUGUAGAGCCAGCAGGUGGUACUCUACUGUCGGACUGUUGAAUGCCUGCAGCCGCCUGAAUGAAGAGCUGAAAACUAGAUAGCGGAGAGCACUGGGACGAGGUCAGAAAGAUACAUAUAUUUUUUUAAAAAGGGAAAGCUGCUUGCUUUGGUGGAAGAUGGACGCACACCCGACCGCGGUCGAGGUCAGAAGCUCUGCCUCCGCCGGGUUGUGACUCUCGGUGGGCGCCGGUGGCCAGGACAGGACGGUACGGACACUUUGCGGGGUGCUGCAGGCUGUGUGCAGCGCCUUGCAGUGAAACCUCCCCCCUCUGGAGAAUAAAGCAUCUGGUAGCUGAAAGAAAGGAGACUGGGACAGCGACAGCAGCGCGGAAUUAUUGUUAGAUACAACACAGACUCACCGAGGAUUUACACCGAAAUGGGAAAAGAAGUCUCAGUCACCUUGUAAGAUGUUUCCUCACCACAGAGAAAGGGAGCAGCCGAUAUUCAGCGCCCGGGCUCAUGUUUUCCAGAUCGACCCGACCACCAAGAGGAACUGGAUCCCCGCCAGCAAACAUGCCGUCACCGUGUCCUUCUUCUACGAUGCCAACCGUAACGUCUACCGCAUCAUCAGCGUGGGCGGCACCAAGGCAAUCAUCAACUGCACCGUUACACCCAGCAUGACAUUUACAAAGACGUCCCAGAAGUUUGGUCAGUGGGCGGACAGCAGGGCAAACACUGUGUAUGGUCUGGGUUUUGCUACAGAGCAACAGCUACAUCAGUUCUCAGACAAGUUCAAGGAGGUGAAAGAUGCAGCUCGUCUGGCGCGAGAAAAGUCGCAGGAUAAAGAACUGGCCAACACGGCGCUGAGCAUCGCUGCUCCUCAGGACCUCUCGGAUGAUCUCCAGUCUCCACCAGUGAUGUGCGUGAACGGACCCGAGGACAAGCUGUUCCGCAGCCAGAGUGCCGACAUCACCCUGUCUUCUGAGAAGGAGCGCAUUAAAAAGAUGCUCUCUGAAGGGUCGAUCUGUGAGAUCAACUUGGAAGCCGAGCUCUUCACUCUGCAGGACAGCAACACCAAGCUGGUGGCAGCUUUACACGAGGCUAAUGCUAAUGUGGAGCAGUGGAAGAAACAGCUGGCAGCGUAUCAGGAGGAGACAGACAGACUCAGAGAUCAGGUGGCUGAAUUAGAGGCCCAUGGAGGCCACGGCCCUAGUGACAUGCUGAAGGAUGAGCUGACCCAGUCCCUGGAGGAGCUGGAGGCCCUGCUGAAGGCCAAAGAUGAGGAAAUCCACAUUUUGCAAAACAAGAAAGUAGACUACCAUGAGAUGGAACACGACCGGGACGAGGCCAUGCACAGAUUACGGGAGAUGGAGAUGCGUAAUUCAGAGUUGGAGCGGCGCAUCCAGAACACAGAGCAGAACCUCGGCAACUCUCUGGAGGAUCGUGAUCGCAUGGACUCAGAAAUCCAGAGGGCCAUCGAAAUUCUGGACAUCAAGAUCUUUGAUCUUAAUGAUCUGCGCCAGAGCCUGGUUAAACUCAUCGACAAAUAAGAGGGGGGGAAUUUAUCCCAAAGAAGGAGAGACGGAACAGAGGACGGGGUUAAAUAUGUUGUGGCAAAUGCAGCGGAACGGAACAAGAAGGAGCUGGUCGCUGUCCUUCAAGCACAAGACGCACCUCGGCUGCAGGAGGUGUCUCCGUGUCUGUGCUGCAGCAGUGGCUGUGCUGUACGCAGGUGUUGGUCUAAGCAGCAGCAGCAGCAUAUAGGCUACAUGGUUUUUGCUUGUCCAGUCUAAUGUAACGCUUCAUGUUGCUUUCAAGGGUAACACUCAAUGCAAUAAACCAACUUUAAGGUAAGUGCUUAACACCGCUAGACAUUUAAUAUUGAGAAUUGGUGCUUGUAGUUUUUCAUAAGUAUGACUUUUUGUACACCAAAUGGCCAUGCAGUGUCAAUUUGAAUGAUAAGAGGCCUUGUUUUGUUUUUGUUUUUUCAACUGACAGGUGAUAUUUAAACAUCUUUACAAUAAAAAAUGAGGUGAAUGCAAAUAAAAAAAAGAGCACAAGACAAAAUGACUUUUACGAGAUUUGCCUAUUUAACAGCCUGCAUAUGAUAUAAUUGUUACUGCAUUAACAGUUAAAGUUGAACUGCACAGAUAAAUGUGUGUAUGGUCUUAUAGUUACCCAUGUAUAAUGUAGAAGCUGUAACAUGUAAAGGACAGACUGGUUCUAGUAGGUGCUUUUUUUCAAGGUCAGCAAAAAAAAAGUAUGCUAAUUGUGUUUUAUAUUUGGGUAAGGCAUGGACACACAAACUUAAACAUUAGAUCUGAAUAUUGACACAAAGAUCAAAUCAGCAUUAUCACAUCUCCAUUUAAGCUUGUUAGAAACCUUUAAAUCUAAGAUAUGUGACAGUAACCUGUAAGUAGAUGUGACACAUAAUUACAUUUAAGAUAAAUAAGUAUUUUCCACAUAAUGAGAAUCAAUAAUGCUACAGCUGUUAAGAAAAACACAAGAAAUAAAAGUCAUCACUAGUAUUACAGAUAAGUUAAUAACUGAUCCCGUCUGAAUAAUCGUCCUGUGCAUCUUUUAACAAACCACUGACUAAGAUACUGAUUUAACUUAAGACGCAUUCAAGGAAAUGUAAUGUUCAUUUUCUGCCUUCUGUCAUUUUUCAGCACGUUACCUUUAGCUGUGGACAAUAUGCCAUACACCUUGGGAGUGUGGCUGCACUGUACGAGAAGUGAAUUUAUUUAAAUACAGAAUGUCUACUUACAGAGUCUGCAUUGUUUAACAUAGUCCAUGAUGCUGUUUGUGUUAUUUUUUCAAGCCUUAUUGCUCUAUUUCAAGGAUGGUUGUUGGUAGUCAUGCCAGCUGUGUCUCAAACUUUGAGCUGUUUUCAUGACAGUUUGGAAAUAAAAGCGAAGAAUACA
Molecule: messenger RNA, 3558 nt
Organism: Centropristis striata (black sea bass)
Lineage: Eukaryota; Metazoa; Chordata; Actinopteri; Perciformes; Serranidae
Product: homer protein homolog 3-like
Exons: 10
Coding region: 1102-2184 (360 amino acids)
Biological process (GO): regulation of store-operated calcium entry; G protein-coupled glutamate receptor signaling pathway
Cellular component (GO): plasma membrane; postsynaptic density; dendrite
Molecular function (GO): G protein-coupled glutamate receptor binding
Source: RefSeq, a predicted model, not a curated record